AUAACAGUAAUUUAUUAUGAUUAAAAAGUAAAGAUUUUUACAUAAUUAUGACGUUUUAUCUAAUAAUUUGGUUCUCCGUUUCAUCAUUUCUGCAUGUGUUGUAAUUAUGAUUUACCAUGAUUAUUUUUCUUAUGCUCUGGAAAUGGGCUUCCAUAUAUUUCUAACAUCAGCUUCAUGAUAAUACCUCAUAUGACAAUGAAAUAUAUUUUGGUGAUCACUGCUGCAUCUGCUAAAAAGGCCAAUGUUCAUGCAAAUAACACAAAGCACUUUUCUAAAUGUUUUAAAAGUUGUAGAUAACAUAUUGUCACAAUGGAAGGGUGUGUAGACCUAAAAUAGAGCAAAACUCCUCGCCCCCAAAUCAAACAUUUCACCCUUUAGUUUACAGGUCACAUAAACCACUCACCACUAGUAAAGUUUCUCCUCCCCUUCGUCAAGCUUGAGGUGAUUUCCAACUUCACUGAGAUCUAUCAAAAAUUGAACAUCAUUCCUGAGGAAGACAUAUAUAGUAACAGGAAGCCUCUCCACAGAAACAGUGAUGUCUUAUCAAACAGAAGCAAUGACUUCCCAGCCUCAAAUGACUGUAACCAGCUACACUGUCUCUCACUGGAGCUCUGAUGUCUGCGACUGUUGUGACGACUGUGGAAUCUGUCUGUGCGGGGCAUUUAUCCCUUGCAUUUUGGGAUGUAAGGUGGCACAGGAUAAUGGUGACAGCUGCUGUUUGCCCUUCCUACCUGGUGCUAUGAUUGCAUUGAGAACCAGCAUCCGUGACAGAUAUCGUAUUAAUGGCUCUGUCUGUGACGACUGGGUGAUUAUGACCUGCUGUCCUUUCUGUGGACUCUGUCAGAUGGCUCGAGAACAGAAGGCAAGAAGCUAACUUAAAAAGAAAAUGAAGAGGAGAGAAUGGAUGGCUAAUUUAGAUGACUGGGAUUGUUAUCUUUUUCUUCUGUUUGUUUUUAAAAUAUUCCAAAAUAUCAGUGGUUUGUGUGAUCCUUUAAAAAUAUAUGUAUGUAAUGCUGCAUGAAAUCAAAGACACAAUGUUAGUUAUGUAUGACA
Molecule: messenger RNA, 1053 nt
Organism: Onychostoma macrolepis
Lineage: Eukaryota; Metazoa; Chordata; Actinopteri; Cypriniformes; Cyprinidae
Gene: cnfn
Product: cornifelin
Exons: 4
Coding region: 536-874 (112 amino acids)
Cellular component (GO): cornified envelope
Source: RefSeq, a predicted model, not a curated record